Messenger RNA from Acinonyx jubatus (cheetah), 5063 nucleotides. It is a transcript of the gene PRKG2, whose product is annotated as protein kinase cGMP-dependent 2. Gene Ontology annotation, biological process: protein phosphorylation. Gene Ontology annotation, molecular function: cGMP-dependent protein kinase activity; ATP binding. The transcript has 18 exons. Bases 1268 to 3187 code for a protein of 639 amino acids. The record is from RefSeq and is a predicted model, not a curated record. Lineage: Eukaryota; Metazoa; Chordata; Mammalia; Carnivora; Felidae.
AAGAAUUUGAGGCCAUGGAACAUGUUUAAUAAAUUUUUAUACCCAAAGUAAAUGUUUGAUAAAAUUUUUGAAUUUAAUAGACAUGAAUAUAAUACUCUAAGAGUUUAGAGUAGAGUUAGAAGAUUGUGUGAACUAUAGCAUCCUUGCCUAGAUCAUAAUGGGAUAAUUAUAAGGUUUGGGCUGGUUGAGGGGAGAAGAAAUUAAGUUAAACUGGAGGAGAAAACAGAGGCUAAGCCUAAAGAUAAAGCUGGCAGGCAUAGGAGACAAGAUACCAGCCUGUCUGUAGCAAAGGGUUUGUUUUAUGAAGUGAGUACUAGACGGAUGGAGUAGAGCCAUGUGGUGGGAAAUGGUGAAUACCAGAUUGUGGGAUAUUGAUUUUCUUCUAUGGGCAAAAGGGUUUUCAGACUACUUCCAUGGAAUGUUCGUAGAAGCUAAGCCAAAAGAAGAAGUAAAUAUAACAGACAUUGAGGUUUGGGAAACAUUGGUUUAACAGAUUUGUUUACUGAAAUAUUUCUUUGAACUCUGAAAGUAUGCAUUGUAAAUUUCCAAAAUUGUUCAAACUCAGCACACUCUUGCUUAUAAAAGAAGAGCCCUUCCUGGAACAUAUUUUGGGAAAUUAGGAUAUGUGGGCAUUGAUGAAACACUAGCUGGAAUGUUACAAGAUCAUGGAAGGCCCAUGAAAGAUGGGGCUUUCUUGGUACUGUUCACAGUUCUACUGCUUGCUCUGAGAACAUGUAGCAAAAGUAUUUUCUUAGUAUAUAUUAAAUGAAUGAUUUUUUGGCUUUAGAGGAUAAAGAAAAAAUGAGAUCAGAAUUAAAUCAGUUUUUUUUUAGCAAGAUUAAUCUGAUAAUAUAGUAUAGAAUAGAAUAUGAGGGAAAGAGGCUAGAAGCUGAAACGUUAAAAAAGAACGUAUUAAAAGUUUUCCCAACCUAAGAUUUUUUUUUUCUUGGACUGUGGCGACAUCUUUGAAAAUGGAAACUAAAAUGGAUAACAAUGAUAUUUUGUAAAGAGAAAUGACAAGAUUUGGUGAUAAAUUAGUUGCAGGAAGAAGUAAGUUUUCAAGGUACUCAAAAGAGUUUGUAUGGCUCUGAGUCACUAUAGGGCAGAAGGAAUUUCUUCGUUGUUUUCUUAAUGUAGCCUAAUGAUCUGAUGGAUGCGGUUUUGAAGGAAGUAUCCAAUCCCGUGAAAGUUUACUUUGUGUCUACUUUAUGUUUGAGAACUUUCUGUGUAGAAAAAUAGUACAAGUUUUGAAACAGUAAAGCUAGUGAUGGGAAAGAGUUUGAAUGAAAGAUGCAGAAAAAAAAAAACCCUGUUUUUAAAAAUCAUGCUGAAUUUGGGGCACCUGGGUGGCUUAGUCAGCGAGAAGAAGCUCAUUACAGAUGCCCUUAAUAGAAAUCAGUUUCUGAAGAGACUGGAUCCUCAGCAGAUCAAAGACAUGGUGGAAUGCAUGUAUGGUAGAAACUACCAGCAAGGGAGUUACAUUAUUAAGCAAGGAGAACCAGGAAACCAUAUCUUUGUGCUAGCAGAGGGUCGACUAGAGGUGUUCCAAGGGGAGAGAUUGCUGUCAUCCAUCCCCAUGUGGACCACGUUUGGGGAGCUAGCCAUUUUAUACAACUGUACGAGAACUGCCUCUGUGAAAGCUAUUACCAAUGUUAAAACUUGGGCACUAGAUCGAGAGGUAUUCCAGAAUAUAAUGAGAAGGACAGCUCAAGCUAGAGAUGAACAGUACAGAAACUUCCUCAGAAGUGUAUCCUUGCUGAAGAAUUUACCUGAAGAUAAAUUAACCAAGAUCAUUGACUGCUUGGAAGUGGAAUACUAUGACAAAGGAGAUUACAUUAUUAGAGAGGGCGAGGAAGGAAGUACCUUCUUCAUUUUAGCAAAAGGAAAGGUAAAAGUCACCCAGAGCACAGAGGGCCACGAUCAGCCACAACUGAUAAAAACACUGCAGAAAGGAGAAUACUUUGGAGAAAAAGCUCUAAUCAGUGAGGAUGUCAGAUCAGCUAACAUCAUCGCCGAAGAAAAUGAUGUCGCAUGCCUGGUUAUAGAUCGAGAGACAUUCAACCAAACAGUCGGGACUUUUGAAGAACUCCAAAAAUACCUUGAAGGGUAUGUGGCAAACCUAAACCGUGAUGAUGAGAAAAGACAUGCAAAGAGAUCCAUGUCUAACUGGAAGCUGUCCAAAGCACUCUCUCUGGAGAUGAUUCAGCUGAAGGAGAAGGUGGCCAGAUUUUCCUCAUCAUCCCCAUUCCAGAACCUUGAGAUUAUUGCAACACUGGGCGUUGGUGGGUUCGGAAGAGUUGAGCUUGUUAAAGUGAAAAAUGAGAAUGUGGCUUUUGCUAUGAAGUGUAUAAGGAAGAAGCACAUCGUUGACACUAAGCAACAGGAGCACGUUUACUCAGAAAAGAGGAUUCUAGAAGAGUUGUGUUCUCCCUUCAUUGUGAAAUUAUAUCGUACUUUCAAGGACAAUAAGUAUGUGUACAUGCUUCUGGAGGCCUGCUUAGGUGGGGAGCUAUGGAGUAUAUUAAGGGACAGAGGCAGCUUUGAUGAGCCCACCUCCAAGUUCUGCGUGGCUUGUGUGACAGAAGCAUUUGAUUACCUGCACCGACUAGGUAUUAUCUACAGAGACCUGAAACCAGAAAACUUAAUUCUAGAUGCUGAGGGUUAUCUUAAAUUGGUUGACUUUGGAUUUGCUAAGAAAAUAGGAUCUGGACAGAAAACGUGGACGUUCUGUGGAACUCCAGAGUAUGUAGCUCCUGAAGUCAUUCUCAACAAAGGACAUGACUUCAGUGUGGAUUUUUGGUCCCUGGGAAUUCUAGUGUAUGAGCUCCUCACUGGCAACCCUCCCUUUUCCGGGAUUGACCAAAUGAUGACCUACAAUUUGAUUCUCAAAGGAAUUGAAAAAAUGGAUUUUCCCAGAAAGAUAACAAGAAGGCCUGAGGAUUUGAUUCGCAGGCUUUGCAGGCAAAAUCCAACGGAGAGACUUGGAAAUCUGAAGAACGGAAUCAAUGACAUUAAGAGACACAGGUGGUUAAAUGGUUUUAAUUGGGAGGGACUGAAAGCGCGGAACCUUCCAUCACCUUUACAAAGAGAGCUCAGUGGACCCACAGACCACAGCUACUUUGACAAGUAUCCCCCUGAAAAGGGUGUGCCUCCAGAUGAACUGUCAGGCUGGGAUAAAGACUUCUGACAGAAGAAAAGAUGAUUACUGCCGAUACAUACAGAAGAAGAGUGUAAGGACCAAUAACCCAGUAGUGAUCAUUUCUCUCUUUGGAGUAUUAUAAUAUCUUUUGGAAGACCAUUAGGGAAGAGGAAUCCCUGGCCAUGAGCUGGGUGGACGAUGUGGCUAUGAAGGUGGUUCUGAAUUAUAAUGUCUCAUUUAGAUGCUGUGAAUUAUUCAUGUAUUCUAUUCUUCGCUUUUCUCAAAUGCUGAAGGCUAUCCUAUUCCCCUCUCCACAGUCUGAACCAGUUGUGCUGAUGGGGCACCAUUUUCUCUGCAAUCUGUUGCUCCAUCCCAAUCAUACUUGUCUCCUUUGAAUCCUAAUAAGGUUUAAAAAGUGUCUUGCCUUUGAGCAACUAAGUCACGCAAAUGGAAGGAAGAAAAGGGGUGAGCUUUAGAAGGCUUCCCCUGUGACAGCAAUUCCAUGUAAGCAUUACGGCAUCUCAAAGUCGUGGUUUGCAGAAAUCUUUGUAGUCCAUACAAGCUCUUGAUUUUCACCUGCAUUCCACCUAAAAACAUGUUAACAUGUUUCUGGUGCUGGUCUGGGAAAGGCAAGUUUAAGUAUUAGUGGUACCACUUCCUAACAUAAAUGAGUUAAUUCAUCCAGCCAGUAAUUAUAUUCCAUUGGGGAACUUGGAAAAAAUAAAGCAAAAAAUAUUUUUCAUUCUCCUGUGACCAGCUGUGAUACCUCAGAGACUUUUCAAAAGCCUUGUUAAAAGUAGUUAUAAUGUGUGAUCAGGUGAUGGGCCUUUGGAAAGGUUUUAUCUUAUAUGCUAAAUAUUUUCCCAAUCAAAGUAGAAAACACACAGGCACAAAAUCGUGAAGGCUUUUUCUUCUCAUUAAAUAUGGAGGAGAAUAAUUUCUAAUGGGUCAGGUUGCUGACUCUGAAACCCUGAGAUAUUUUGGCCAGUUCUAUGAAUGUUGCUGUUAAUCAAUCAAGAGUAUAGAAUAACCACAGUUAAUUUUUAAUGAAAGUCCCAUUGACUAAUGUUGAUGCACUGUAAUCACUGUUGCAUCAAUAACUUUUUAAGGAGAUUUGAGUCAUGGAUGUGUUUAUAAUUUUAGAUUUUUGAGGUAGGCAAGCACCUCGAGAAGUCAUAGGACUUAAGUAAAAGGGACAUCCAGGAUGUGCCCUUCUGUCUUCUCACAACCUUCCAGAUGAUGAAUAGACUAGUUUCAAUGGCAUUGGAUGCCAGUGCCUAAGAAGUUUACUAAAGAAUGUUUUUAUGUAUCGACCAAAAUCCUACCAAAUGGAUGGGAAGCAGACUUUCUCUGUAUCUUUUUGAUCUGGCAGAGUAAAAAUAACAUCUAAGUUCCUGCAUUAUUCAAGCUUCUGGUUAUAUUUUCACAUGCUAAUGUUCUAUGGGAAAAGCAACCUCUACCCACUCUCCACCCAUAUUUUCAGCAUUCAGAAAGAGUCAGCUAUAUGCUUCCUGAAAAGUCAAACCAGUUAAGUGAGGCCCAACCCAAGAAGGUGCAUCCUUAACAAACUGAAUUUCCACAUUUAGAGAAUCCUUUUGCUGAACCAAAGAAUUUUUGUUUCCUGGAGUAGUAUUUUUAAAGAUUAUGUAUUGUACAUAGACAAAGCAUUUUUAAUAGGAUCAACAUAACCUGCUUAAUGAAUUUCUAAGAUUUUUAAGAGAUUUUUAUUUGCAUUUGGUUUGUAAGCAUUGUAUGUUUUUCAUGUAUAUAUUUUUAAAUUGCCCACCUAUAAAUGUAGAAAAUUUAUGCAUUGGAUGGAUAUUAGAAUUAUAUAGUUAUAAUAAUAAUUAAUAUUCUCAAAGGAGAUCAAUAGUUGUAAUUCAAAAAAGACUUACAUACAUACAAUAAAAACCAACUGAGAGUA